UUAAACUUGUUUUGGUCAUGAAGGACUUGGUGCUUUUGGCUCAAUGACUCACUUAAAACACAACAGAGAUGCUCAUUUGUUGCCACCACCUACUCGGGCAAAGGCAUAAUUUGCAGAAAUGGUCGACUCGAGUCACUGCACUGAAUCAAAAUCCCUACUACUACAGGAUUGAUUACAUAACCUUUUAACCAUCCAUCCAUCCAGGAGGGGGUAGGGGGUUAGAGGUUCCCCAUGAGAGUUUCUUCGUCCAUCCGUGUUUAUUACUAAAACUUUAAUUAUCUAAACAUUACAUUUCAGAAGUAAUCUACCCAACAUUAUAGCAAAGAUAUGUGGGGAUUUAUAGACUGCUGUCAAAAUCCAUGUGAUGGCCUCAAUACAUUAAAAUAAAACUGCAAAUUUGAAUUGCAGAUACCUGCAGUUGUAUAACUCCAAUCUGAAGGAAUAUAAAGACUAUGGGUCUAAACUCUUGAAGAGAAAUGGUCCAUUAUCUCAUAGAAGUCGUUGCAAUCAUGCGCCAACCGCCUGUUUAUGCGUGCACAGUCAAAUGAAGUAUACUUUGAAAAGCUAGUGUUCGUCUGUAUGCAGACGCUUUAAAAGCCCCGUUCACAUGCCAGGGAUAUUGUCGCUUGGUGUCGCUAGACUCUGCGAUCUGUGUUGCUGGUGGGCGUUCUUACUGCUCUUGCUUUAAUGUUAUUGGUGGACUGCACAUCUGGCUGUAGCUUUGGAAAUUCUGAUUACAGAUUAUACUGCCGGUACAACUAAGAUAUCAUUCUAAUCUGACAUGGAAUCAGUUCUAUCGCUUCUAAAAAUUAACAUUUCGAAGGGGUUAGUGUUUUUACAUAACUUGCAGCAGUGCUCAAUGCAUCAUAUCAUGAACAAGAUGAACGAUCUAUCAAUGUAAGAAUCAAUUAACAAGCUCCGGAAUGUCACUCGUCAUUUGCAUAAAGUUGAAAUUUUCUCAACUUUGUCUGUCCCUCGCCAUGGCGAUCUCUGUCGCCAACAGUCACUACAGCUCGUGUCGCUCUGCUCGCAGUGAAAAUGAAUGGGAUUGUGUCGCUUUGUCCCACGAUGCCACCAGUGGUAUUCACGUCAAAACCGAAAUACACUUUGGGCUUAACACUACAAGAUCAGCAGACCACAGUAGACAAACACAUGCGAUAAAAUGAAAGAACAUAAAACCUUCUUCACUAUUUGCAUAUACAUCACAAAGUCUCAACAGGUCUUUUCCUUCCCUCAGACAUAUUGCUCAAAUUCACUCAGAACAGCUUCUUACAAACCUUAUAAAAGGUUUAAGUGAAAAAUGUAGCCUAAUUUGAAUCAUUUAGCAGACACAUUAUUCCAGUGAUUGACCAAUGAAGAAAAGCACAAACAAUUUAGCAUACAGGAGCAAUAAUAUAAGCAGACACCGAAUUUCAAAAGAAUCAGAGCAGUAGAAAAUCCUUAUACAGUUGGUGAUACAUUUUAAAACUACAAAUAUUAAAUACAUGAAUACUGAACUAAAAUUUGAAUUUGUCACUUCAUUUAUUGCUUAGCAUUUUAAUAUGUUUUUGUUCCAUAUGUAUGAUUUUUACAAUUCUGGCAGACUGGCUUCCUGCAUACUUCCAGUGUGCUGUAACAUGAGCAGCGCCGCGCGUGUUUUAGUACGCAGCAUUGAGCUGCAGCUCUGUGGAGGGAGGGGGCAGAAUGGGUCAUCGAGUUCAUUCGUCUCUCAUUCGCACUAGAGCAGCAGCGCCCUCGAUAGAGACACAAUCUUUCUCUCUCUUCUCUCAAUCCAGCUGGCAAGAGAAAAGUGUCAGAUGGAUGCUGAGGCGCAAAACAAGAGCUUUUAAAAUACCGUGCAAAAUGUACGUGCCUCCGCGCCUCGCGUGACCUUACAACAGGACAAAGAGAGUCGAUGAGCCGCUUGCUGCUGCUGCCAUUUUCAGGUUUAGUUCAGUCGACGAAACUCUAAAAGCGGAAUAAUACAGAAAUACUCGGUGUAUGGAGAGCAGCGAUGAAGCGCGUAUCGCUGUGAAUGAUUAUGGCCGAUAGUCACCGGAGGGGGAUGGACAGAGGCAGGAUGACAUCAGGAUACUCGCAGCAGUGUGAGAGCAGCAAAGCAUCAGACAUACAGGAGCUCGCGUCCAAACGUGUGGACAUCCAGAAGAAGCGCUUCUACCUGGACGUCAAGCAGAGCACCAGGGGUCGCUUCCUGAAGAUCGCCGAGGUGUGGAUCGGCCGAGGCCGGAAUGACAACAUACGAAAGAGCAAGCUCACCCUGUCCAUGUCCAUGGCGCCCGAUUUGCGCUACUGCCUGGGGGAUUUCAUCGAUUAUUACGCGCACAUCGGGCUCCGAGGAUGCCAGCAGGCGCCGCGGCCGGAGGAGCAGAGUAACGGCCAGGGCCGCGUGAUGGACUCCCGCAGGAGAGCAGCGCCGGAUCAGCCGGCAUCAUCCACCGGCUCCGCCGCGUCCGAGGAGCAGAUCCACCGGGUGUUGAAGAGCGAGUUCAUCGAGAGGGACAACAGGAAAUACUAUCUGGACCUGAAGGAGAACCAGCGUGGUCGGUUCCUGCGCAUCAGACAGACCGUCAACAGAGGACACGGCACCAUGGGCUACUACGGUCAGGGCAUCGAGCAGACGAUCGUGCUGCCCGCUCAAGGGCUCAUCGAAUUCAGGGACGCGCUGUCUCAACUCAUUGACGAUUACGGCGAUGACGAGCCCGACCGGGCCUCGCGGAACCACGAGGAGUCGCCCGAGCUCCCCGAGGCCGCGUCGUUCCGUGUCGACAAUAAACGCUUUUAUUUCGACCUGGGCUCGAACAGGUUCGGCGUGUUUCUGAAGAUUAGCGAGGUUCGGCAGCCUUACAGGAACACCAUCACCGUUCCUCUGAAAGCCUGGGCCCGUUUCGGCGAGAACUUCAUCAGGUAUGAGGAGGAGAUGCGACACAUCUUCAGCUGCCAUAAAGACAAGCGGACAGACACAGACGAGCACGAUGAUUGACAAAAAUAAUGCUUCUGUUGUUGUCGAAAGGUGUACCUCUAACGUCUUACUGUACUAGUUAACUCUGGACAACCACAACAGCACUUUCACAUCCAACUCCCUCAUGUUCUUCUCCAUUAAUCAUACAUUACUGUGGUUUAUUUUCAUAUAGAGCUCAUAAUCAAGCAGAGAGGCUCUGUUGAUUUUAAUGUGUCUGGUGGAAUAGAGAGGUUCGGCUUUUUGCAGUUAUUCUGAAUCUGCAGUGUGUGUGUGUGUGUGUGUGAGACAGAGACAGAGACAGCUCUGCUUGUGUACUGUAUAUCAGUGUGAUAGUAAAUCAAGAAUGAAUGAUUGAAUACUUCCUUUGGCUUAAAGGAAGAUUUCGGGUUCUAUACAAGUUAUUCUCACUCAACAGCAUUUCAAAAAGUCAUUUCAACCCAUCCCUCCUUUUCUUUAAAAAAUCAAAAAUCACGGUUCCAGUGAGACUCUUACAGUGGAAAUGAAUGGGGACCAUUUUUGGAGGGCUUAAAGGCAGAAAUGUGGAGCUUAUCAUUUUUAUAAAGGCACUUGCGUUAAUUCUUCUGUUAAAACUCGUUGAGUGUAAAGUUGUUUAAAUCAUCAUUUUUGCGGUGGUUUUAGGAUUUAUCUCACUAAAAUCAUGUUAACACAUAUUGUUUAUGUCUUGUGUCUAUACUUUUGAAACAGCGAGUAUUUUACCAUUUACAGAUUGAAUCCAUUGACUUCCAUUGUAAGUGUCUCAUUGGAUCACAGAUAUGUGCUUGUUUUUAAAGAAAAGGAGGGACGAAUUUUUUGGUAAUCAACAUUAUUUCACAAAUGCUGUCGAUUGAGCUUAACUUGUACCAAACCUGGAAUGUUGCUUUAACAGUUUUUCAAAGGUAGUAAUAUAUAUGGGGCUAUAGUGCAAUGUAUGUAAAUUGGCAAUCAAAUAACGAUAUCUUUAAAGGAUAUAGUACACUUUUGUCUCUAACUAGAGGGUUAGGAUUUGGUCUCUAAAACAGUUUAUCAAAGGCAGUAAUAUAUGAGGCUACUGUGCAAUUUCUGAAUAGUGGUAAUCUUUGGUAACAGACGGGUUAAGACAUCAAAGAUCUAAUCAAGCACUCGUGUCAGAGAUAUUUAAUCAAUUCUACAUAUUUUGCACAGUUUCAUUAAUAAUUAUUAAGUGCUGGGAAUGUUUGAAGCUUCGUCUCAAAAGAUCAAAAGAACUGCAACACUCCAUUGCACAAACUGUGGGUCCCAUCUUAAAUCAGAAACCAAAAAGUGCAUUCAUAUUUACCUGAUUUGGGUGUACACACUAGUUGGCUUUUAUAAAAAGCUUUGUUUUUUGAUAACCAACAACCUAACUUAGAUCUGAAGUAAUCUUAGUUGAACGAUUUCAGUCUGAUCCUUGAUAAAGUUAUUGGAUUAGUCUUCUGUUUAACUAUAGAGCAUUAAACAUGACAUUGUUUGAGCCAUUCAUUUUAUACAUAAAUAUAUAGUGUGUAAAUGGCCAUGUCCUAGCAUAAGUAGUGAACUUUAAGGCUGGGUAUCGAUACAGAUCUCCUGAUGUGAUUUGAUUCCAAUUCAUAAGCUCUUGAUUCAAUUUUAAUUUCGAUUCUGCCAGAAAUUCUCUCUCAGCAAAUGCUUUAAAAUAUACAAGGAAACUUGGUACAUUAUGAAAAAAUUUACAAUGUGUCCCAAACUAUGCAGUUCAAUUGCAAUUUUUUAACAGGUAUAAUAAUCCACCCAACCAAAACUGAAGUAAACUUUAAAGGAAAAGCUCACGAUCGUUCAAAUGAAGAUUGUGAUUAAUUAGAAAAUCAAUAUUUUUUUACCCAGCCAUAGUGAACUCGCUCAAAGAUUAGAAUGUUUUUUUUACAUAGGUUUUAAACUUGGCUGUACGUAUUGAUUUUCAGCAUUGUCCAACUUUCUGACCAGACAGAUGCUGAAUCACUUGAUGAACAAUAACAUCAUAUGUGCAAUAAUUCUCCAUCUUUUUUCCUCAGUCCUUGUCAGUGGCAUUUAACAACAACUGUGCAAAAGCAACUAAAACAUUAUUAUGUUUUAUUUACAUAAAAAAUAUAAAUGGGCUGUCAAAUUAUGUUCGUUUAAAAGUAAAGCUCAAUAACAUUAUUUAGAUUUUAGCAACUAGCAUCAAACACCUGAGGAUAAAGUGAUCUUUUUUCUUGAGGAAGAACUGUCGCUGAGCUCGGCAUGUAAAAUGCACUUCAAGUAUCAUCCAGCUCAAAACAAUAGUUGUGUUCAAAAUAAGUAUAUACUGUAAUAAGUAAUAAUUUUUGGAAAAACUAUAUGAUCAUUUUGUGUUGACCCUCAAACUGCUGCCACAUCCUCAGAUGUCCCCCAUGUUUCUAAAAGCUGAAAUGGAAGGUCAGAAACAGAUACACUGGCUUGUAGGAAACAGUAUUUCAGAUUUUGGUAUAUUUAGUAUGUCAUCCAGAUAUAAAAUCUAUUCUGAAAAUGGGCAUACUAUGCACCGUAUUUGUAUGGCAUACUAAAGUUAAUUCAAAUAUACUACGAGCAGUAUGCUAGUGUACUAUCAUAGAAAUACAGUGGAUGUUAACUAGUUGCCUUUACAAAACCUUUUUUUUCUGGGGGGUUGUAGCAUUUUAGAGGCAUGGACGUUCAUGCAACUAGGCAGUGGUUUUCUUGUUGAAGCACAACUAAACAAAUAUUUAGGUUUCUUUUUUUAUUAGUACUGUUGUACUGUCUACUAAUUUAGACAUGUUCACUUGUGCAAUUAUUGUCCAGCUGACAAAAAAGCAAUGUGUUUCGGCACUUCUAUCGAUACUUGCUGAUUCAUAUAGUUUUCAUCAGCUAUUCAAUACUUUUUUUCUGUGUUUGUAAGUGUGUGCGCGUGUGUGUGUUUUACCAGAAAAUAACAGAAUUAUGAGUAUAUUUUAUGGGUUAGUGUUAAGAUCUAUAAGAGACACCUCCCACAGGAAGCACUUUAUUCAAACAGCACUUUGAGCUGCUGCACCUGCUUCAACACUACUAAGAGGACUUGCAUUUGUGCACUGUGUGAUAAUAGUGACAAUCGCUCUCCCAGAUUAACUCAUUAUAACACCUCAGCCUUUGAAAAGUACAUUCAUCUGCUCACAUUUAGCUCUUUCUGGUUUAUUUGACCAGAAUUAGUUGUGUGUUAGUUCAUAAGUGUAUCCAGGGCUCAACAAUAAGUAUUUUUUUCUUCUGUCUGACCAUCCAACCCAGUACAGAUUUUUACAAGCAUGUUCAACAAUUUCACUGGCCCCACCACAAAAAAAAAAAAAACAUAAUUAAAAAAAUUGGUUACACUUUAUUUUAUAGUGUCCUUGUUACAGUGGAAUUACACAAGUAAGUACUGAGUAAUAUUAACAACAUUUACUUACUUACUAUAGGGUUAGGGUUUGAAUUAGGGUUAGUUGCUUGUAAUUAUGCAUAAUUUACUGUUGUUACUAUAGUCAAUAGAUGUAAAAUGUAUAACAAGGUCACUGUAAAAUAAAGUGUUACCAUAAUUUUAUUUUUUGCAGUAUGUUUGCAUUUUUUUAAAAAAAAAUUUUUAAUUUGAAUUAAUAGCUGGAUAUUAUACAGCUUAUCCAGUAUUGUAUAACUCCAUGACUUGCUCAGCAAUAUUCUCUUCAAACUGUUGCCCUGCCAUGACAGUAGUUGCCCCGAAAGAGAAAACUCACGUAAAAGCGGACAGUUCACAGUAAUCUCGCUACAGCGCCCCCUUGUGGCAAAGUGGAGAACAGAAAGUACUUGAGUAUUUUUUGUCUGACAUUUUGGAACGUGACUGGCAUGAAAUCGAGCUUGCAUAGCAAGUAAAGCGUUCAUGUACUUGUGCAGAGUAUGUUUCGGCCUUUUAUUCUUGAGCCCUGAAAUCAGACCAAGAGUUUUGUCUGUUUAACUGACAACUGAUUUCAUUCCGAUUGUCUUGUUUGUUUGCUAUGGUUGUCUGCAACCAAAUUUUCUACAACAAGGGCUGCAACGGUUGGCAGUAUCUACUCAUAUUCUAUGAUUAACUAGUUAAACAUUUGAACCAGUUUUUUUCUUAAUUUUGAACAUCCUUUUCUACUAAGGGCAUCAAAAUAUUCAGAAUGUUACCCUUGAAUGAGACAUUUGACAAGGACAGAAGUGAGGUCUGAACGGUUGUGCUCUUUAACCCCUGAAGCAGUGGACAUGUAUGGAUAAACCAUGUGCACUUUAAAAAUCUGAGUACAGGUUUGUUCCCUUUUUAAAAAAAAAAAAAAAAGUAAAUGUAUGCUUGUUAUAUAUGUACUGUAUGUGCAAUGCAUGACCAGAAGAGAGCAGUGUUUGUAUGAUGUAUUUCUCGUUUUAUUUAUAGGUGGGCUACAAAUAUUACAUUAUUUUAUUUUUAGUGUAAUUUAUCACCCUGAUAAAAUAGCUGAUUUCCUGUUUGCUCUACGACUAUACAGGAAAAUAGACCUCAAGACACAUCAAUUUGUUAGGCCAUCUGAAAAUACAAUUGGAUUGCAGCUAGAUGUCUGAGUUUACAUAAACACUUGAAUUUGAAAUUAGACUGUUAUGUAUAACAAUUUUCAGGCUAUAGGCCUUAAAUCAUUACAUUAUGAUUGUAAUGAUUGAGUUUAGGUUCCAAGUUGUUCGCCUUUCAUCACUAGAGCGUGAAAGGUUUUACGUAUGAUGUGAGAAAACAAAAUGGAGAAUUACCAUAGACAGAAAAAAGUUUGAAUGCGACAACAAAAACAAAAAAAUAAAAUGGGGAAAUGUUUCAAAAUAUCAGACCA
Myxocyprinus asiaticus (Chinese sucker) is the source of this 7719-nucleotide messenger RNA. RefSeq names its product purine-rich element-binding protein gamma-like. Bases 2015 to 2980 code for a protein of 321 amino acids. NCBI's taxonomy places the organism in Eukaryota, Metazoa, Chordata, Actinopteri, Cypriniformes, Catostomidae. The record is from RefSeq and is a predicted model, not a curated record. Gene Ontology annotation, molecular function: DNA-binding transcription factor activity, RNA polymerase II-specific; purine-rich negative regulatory element binding; RNA polymerase II transcription regulatory region sequence-specific DNA binding. Gene Ontology annotation, cellular component: nucleus. Gene Ontology annotation, biological process: regulation of transcription by RNA polymerase II. The transcript has a single exon.